AUGAGGCCGAGUAUGAGGCGUUGAUAGGGGGCCUGAGAUUGGCCAAAACCCUACAAAUCACAUGCCUCAGGAUCAAGUCCGAUUCAAACUUGGUGGUAGGCCACAUCAAUGGCAACAUUGAGGCCAAAGGAGAGAAAAUGCAGAAGUACAGAGACUUGGCAAGGGCACUAUUGAAGGACCUGACUGAGUAUGUGAUGGAGCAAAUCCCUAGGGGGGAGAACACCGAUGCUGACUUACUAUCAAAGUUGACGCAAGCAACCCCAGAGCAUGUGUCCAAGCUGGCCAGAAUUGAGACGCUGGAGAAAGCCAGCAUUGAGGGGUUUUCUGUUAGCGUGAUAGAAGAAGAUGGACAGGCCAAUCCAGAUCGAGUGGAGCCAGAUGACAUUUGGAUGGAUGAUCUGGUCAGGUAUUACAUGACUGGGCAAUUCCCUGAGAAUGAAGACAGGGUAAGAAAAGUAAAGUUGAGGGCUCCAAGAUUCCAAAUGCUAGAUGGAAGGCUAUACAAAAGAGCAUUCGGUGGUCCAUUGCUAAGGUGCUUGACCAGGGAAGAGGCGGAAAAAGUGAUCGCUGAAGUUCAUGAGGGUGUCUGCGCCGCCCACCAAAUGUCCAGGACGCUCGCGCAAAGGAUCAUUUUGCUAGGUUAUUUCUGGCCUACAAUGAACCAAGAUUGCGAGAGAUAUGUCCAGAGGUGCAAGAAUUGCCAGGUAUUCUACAAAUUUCCGGGAAGGCCUGCAACAUACUACCACCCAGUUUCCAAUGUUAUUCCAUUCGCAAGGUUUGGGAUGGACAUCAUUGGGGCCUUCCCUCAAGCUCAAGGGAGAAAGAAGUAUGUCAUGGUCGCUAUCGACUACUUCACAAAAUGGGUGGAGGCCGAGGCAUAUGCAACCAUCACAACCAAGCAGUGCCAGCGCUUUG
Molecule: messenger RNA, 915 nt
Organism: Cuscuta campestris
Lineage: Eukaryota; Viridiplantae; Streptophyta; Magnoliopsida; Solanales; Convolvulaceae
Source: the annotation of a GenBank genome assembly